AUGGCUACGGCGCAGCGCCACGAGACGGGGGGCUUGACCCCGGAACAGGUCGAGACCUUCUAUCGCGACGGCUAUCUCAUCAUUCCACAAGCCCUGACACCUUCCACCGUUGCCGCUUGUCUGGCUGAGACGCACCGCCUACUCGACUCCUUCUCCCUCGAAGACCACCCCAUGACCCGCUUCUCAACGGGCCAGGAGGGCGCGGAGCACGUAGGUGACGAUUAUUUCCUCAGCUCGGGCGACAAGGUCCGCUUCUUCUUCGAGGAGGAUGCCUUCGGCCCGGACGGCAGUUUGAUUAAGCCCAAAGCCCGCGCCGUCAACAAGAUCGGCCACUACCUGCACGAACUCUCCGCUCCCUUCCGCGCCAUCACCCGCCCGGACCCCGCCGCCGGGGAAACCUCGCAGCCCGUCCGUCCCGCCGCCGUCGCCCGCGCACUCGGGUUUCGCGACCCCCGUUGCCUCCAGAGCAUGGUCAUCUGCAAGCAGCCCGAGAUAGGCGGCGCCGUGCCCCCGCAUCAGGACUCGACAUUCCUCUACACCGACCCUCCCUCCGCCGUCGGCUUCUGCUUCCUGCCCGGCUCGCACCGCGGGGCGCCUAUCCGCCAGCGCCUCGUGCGUCGCGAGCAAGGGGGCGUCGCCGUCGGGACCGAUAUGGUCGCCAACGAGGGCACGCGGUUUCCUCCCGGAGACGAGUACGCCGAGAAGGGCGGCGAAGGCACAGAAACGGCGUAUGUCCCUGGCGAGGUGAAGGCUGGCGAUCUCGUCUUAAUACACGGCAAUCUGUUGCACAAGAGCGAGAAGAACACGAGCCAGAAGGGAAGAAUCAUAUACACCUUCCAUGCCAUCGAGCAGGACGGCACAAAGUACGACGAGUGGAACUGGUUGCAGCCUCCGGAGCAGGGAUUCACAAGAUUAUACGCUUCGUCGUAA
Molecule: messenger RNA, 930 nt
Organism: Sodiomyces alkalinus F11
Lineage: Eukaryota; Fungi; Ascomycota; Sordariomycetes; Glomerellales; Plectosphaerellaceae
Product: phytanoyl-CoA dioxygenase family protein
Exons: 2
Coding region: 1-930 (309 amino acids)
Source: RefSeq, a predicted model, not a curated record